CACGUGUGGAAAACCAGAACCCUGAUCUUGAUCAGUAAAAUAUUGCAUUGUUAUAUUUGCAUGCCAAGCGAAUAUGUAUUCUUAUUGGCCUGGUCAAUUGGGAUAGAAAACAUCGCCAUCACGCCACUCCCACUAUACUUAAAUCUCUGAACCACAACUCCAGUCUCAUUAUCAAGCCGUGACUCAACCCAGCUUUCCAUGUUUUCCAAACACUUCCGAGAUCAUUAUUGCGCCACAAAACUACUGGGGAUCCCAAAAUUUAUAUUUUGGGUGCUAGCACUAAUUGCUAUUGUGGUUCUUGUAGUACCCAUUGCAAUUAUGUUCGGAAGAAACAAGCAUCACAUGAAAACUAUGGUUUUGGUACCCUUAUACAUAUAUCCCACUUACCAAGCUUGGGACCCUUUGCUCGAAGCGUUUGUUCCUCCCGUACUAUUCCCCAGAAACAGAAAACUUGAUUUGCUAACAAAUAUUCCUCACAGAAUCGAAUCCCAUCCCUCAACAACGUUCGCUAUAAUCAUCAAUCCUCAAAGCGGUCCUGGGCCGAAUCCUGUCCCUGAUACAAAUUUCACAAUUCAAAUUCCACGACUAAAUCAAUAUCAUAAUGUGUUGAAUGUAGGAUAUGUCCCUACAAAUUACUCGCAUAGACCUUUGGAAUCAGUGGUCAGUGAUAUCCAGACUUACGCGAGGUGGCACUCGAAUGCCCUGCGGGGAAUGGGCUUGAGUGGGAUUUUCUUGGAUGAGACUCCGAGUGAGUGGAGUGAUGAGGCGGGAAUGUUUUACCAAAGCAUUGAAAGUGUGAUACGGGGAGUCGGUGGGUUUGGAAAGAGACCUUUGGUAUGUUACAUAUUUUAUUAUCGUUUUUUGAAAACUGCUUCCAUGCGUUCGUACUUUGAUUUCGUGGUUUGAAGAUGUGCAGGUCUGAUGAAACGAUGGUGGUUAGAGGAUACGUUGUAUUUUUUUUCAACCGAUGUGGAUAUAUGCACGUAUGAUGUAGUUUUGGUUUCCCAAUAUAUCGUGAUGCAACAUACUGCACACGGGAUAUUGAGUUCAAAUUGUUCAUUGUGGGGACCGGACUACAAUAAAUCGUGUUUUCACUGACACUGGCAGAUCAUUCAUAAUCCUGGAACUGUACCGUCACCAAAAUACCUUCCAUAUACUGAUCUCAAUGUUAUAUUUGAGGGCCCCUACAAUACCUUUCAAGCGAAAUCCUUCGAUAUCAUGGCGUUCAUGAAAUCUACUCGUAUAUCGAAAGACAAACUAGUCUGUUUGGUACACUCAUUACCACAGGAUAUGUCACUUGAGGACCAGGGUAACUUCUUGAAGGAGUUGAAGAAGCUCGCGGGAGCCGUCUUUGUAACUGGAUUAAGUGAGAAUUACUAUACGACAUUUUGGAAUGGCUUUGAGAACUGGGUGUCACAAUUGGCGAAGAAGUGAAAUCUUAGUGUAUUGGGAAUGACUUAGAAUGGAGCAGAAAUUGGGGGUCUGCAGGAGAAACGUAAUGCUAUUGUGAAAUUUACGAAGCAGCACUAAGGCAAACUGGGUUCUCCGCAUCUCGGAGUCAUCUGGUUGAGAAAUGUGACA
Molecule: messenger RNA, 1581 nt
Organism: Hymenoscyphus albidus
Lineage: Eukaryota; Fungi; Ascomycota; Leotiomycetes; Helotiales; Helotiaceae
Source: the annotation of a GenBank genome assembly